CGGCGGCUGGGGAGGGGGCAGAGAAGAGCUAGCGGCGCUGUGAGGCCGUUGCGCCCUCUCCUUUCUCCCGGGAAGCCCACGCCGCUGCCUUGAAGAGCGGCACAGUGUGACCUUGAGGGCAACCGGAGAGCGACGCUCUCGCCUAAGCUUCGGCCGCCCACCUCGCUCCAGUGUCUCGGCUGGUGGUUCAGGAGCCGUCGCGGUUGAGCGCGGGAUACUGCUCGGCUUCCUUAUGCCCGUCCGCCUUUCAUUUUAUCUGUUAGCCGACGCGCGGCUUCCUCCCAGAAUGGGCCGCCGAAUACCCGUUAGGUUAAGGUGCUUCUCCGUCUCCGGUUCGCGCUGCCGGGUUAAGUAGCCAGGAUUAGAUUGCCGCAGCUGCACGGCAUUAUCAUUCCCAGCCACCUCGGUCUCUCCCCGCCCGGCAGAGAGCCAGAGAGCGAAAACGCCAGCGGGUCAACUCUUUCUUGCUGUGAGGUGUCUGUGGCGGACGUGGUAGCUCGGAAUUUGGAGCUGGCUUCCGAGGAGCUUCUCCUCCCACCUGCACGCCAGUUUUUGCUUCCAGUCGGAGGGUAGCAACCGAGUAUAAAACUGAUUUGGCUGCAUCUUCUUUCUGCUCCCCGGCCUUAUCAUGGUGUGAACGGAACAAAGCGGGUAGUUAAUUUAUGAACACGAAUUUCAGAAGCCUCUCUGAAAUGCAGCAUGGCCUGUUAAGGUUAUUCAAAGCAGCAUGGUUGGUAUGGUGUUGGGCUUGUCCCGAUUCGUUGCAGGAAGUACUUCCUAAAGUGAUUUGCAUGACACUCAACUCUGCCAAAGGGGACUGCAUUCCCCUUCCAUCUGGAAUGAAGGAACCAAUUAUGGGAUUGUAUUCAAGAUAACGUUCCUGGAAAGCGUAUCCAAUGGAUCUCUCUUUUUUUGAGUGAUUUAUAUCUGCACUUUUGAUGGUUUUCAUAUCUAAAGGAUUUAUUUUCCUUGUGGAAAUAUUUAAAAUAAAAAAUUGUUCCUCAUUGGAAACUAUUUCCUCCUUUUGAACACUGUACAUCAUGGGAGACAUGGCCAACAACUCGGUAGCGUACAGUGGCGUGAAAUACUCUGUGAAAGAUACUCAUCAUGGAGACUUUGGGAUCACACUUGAAGAGCUUCGUAAUCUUAUGGAAUUGCGUGCUGCAGAUGCUUUGCAUAAAAUACAAGAAUGCUAUGGGGAUGUAUAUGGAAUCUGUGCAAGAUUGAAAACUUCUCCAAAUGAAGGCUUAAGUGGAAACCCAGCAGAUAUAGAAAGGAGAGCAGCUGUGUUUGGGAAGAACUUUAUACCUCCUAAAAAGCCAAAAACAUUUCUUCAGUUAGUAUGGGAAGCAUUACAAGAUGUUACGUUAAUUAUAUUAGAAAUUGCAGCCAUAAUAUCAUUGGGCCUUUCUUUUUACCAACCUCCUGGAGGAAAUGAAGCAUUAUGUGGAGCAGUGUCAGUUGGUGAAGAAGAAGAAGAAGGUGAAACAGGAUGGAUUGAAGGAGCUGCAAUUCUCCUGUCUGUUGUUUGUGUGGUAUUAGUCACAGCUUUCAAUGACUGGAGUAAAGAGAAACAAUUCAGGGGGUUACAGAGCCGCAUUGAACAAGAGCAGAAGUUUACCGUCAUCAGGGGUGGCCAAGUCAUCCAGAUACCUAUAGCGGACAUAGUUGUUGGUGAUAUUGCACAAAUAAAAUAUGGUGACCUUUUACCAGCAGAUGGUGUACUUAUACAGGGAAAUGACCUCAAAAUUGAUGAAAGCUCACUGACUGGAGAAUCUGAUCAUGUUAAGAAAACGUUGGAUCGAGAUCCUAUGUUGCUCUCAGGUACUCAUGUAAUGGAAGGUUCUGGAAGAAUGGUGGUUACUGCUGUGGGUAUAAACUCACAAACUGGAAUUAUUUUUACCUUGCUUGGUGUGGGAGGUGACGAUGAGGAAGAAAAGAAAGAAAAAGAGAAAAAGGAAAAGAAAAGUAAAAAGCAAGAUGGCACUAUUGAAAAUCGUAACAAAGCAAAAGCUCAGGAUGGUGCAGCCAUGGAAAUGCAGCCUCUGAAGAGUGAAGAUGGUGGUGAUGGUGAUGAGAAGAAAAGAAACAGUAUGCCCAAGAAAGAGAAAUCAGUCCUACAAGGAAAACUAACAAAACUAGCAGUUCAGAUUGGCAAAGCAGGAUUGCUAAUGUCUGCAGUCACGGUCAUCAUUCUUGUAUUAUAUUUUGUAAUUGAUACCUUCUGGGUUCAGAAACGACCUUGGCUUGCUGAAUGUACCCCAAUAUACAUUCAGUAUUUUGUGAAGUUCUUCAUCAUUGGUGUUACUGUCCUGGUUGUGGCAGUUCCGGAGGGUCUUCCACUUGCAGUUACUAUUUCUCUGGCUUACUCUGUGAAGAAAAUGAUGAAAGACAAUAACUUGGUCAGACAUCUGGAUGCUUGUGAAACAAUGGGUAAUGCAACAGCCAUUUGCUCAGAUAAAACAGGAACACUGACAAUGAACAGAAUGACAGUGGUCCAGGCUUACAUCAAUGAAAAACAUUAUAAAAAAAUUCCAGAACCAGAAGCUCUCCCUGAAAGAACUUUGUCAUACCUUGUAACGGGAAUCUCAGUUAACUCUGCAUAUACUACCAAAAUUCUGCCUCCUGAAAAAGAAGGUGGUUUACCCCGCCAUGUUGGUAACAAAACUGAAUGUGCCUUGCUGGGACUGAUUCUGGAUCUGAAACGAGACUAUCAGGAUAUUAGAAAUGAAAUACCAGAAGAGACACUUUACAAAGUCUACACCUUCAACUCUGUUAGAAAAUCCAUGAGUACUGUGUUGAAGAAUGCUGAUGGCAGCUUCCGGAUAUUCAGCAAGGGUGCCUCAGAAAUAGUACUUAAAAAAUGCUUUAAGAUACUGAGUGCUAAUGGUGAACCAAAAGUAUUUAGACCAAGGGACCGUGAUGAUAUAGUAAAAACUGUGAUUGAGCCAAUGGCCUCAGAGGGACUGAGAACUAUAUGUCUGGCAUUCAGAGACUUCCCAGCAGGAGAACCUGAGCCAGAAUGGGACAAUGAAAAUGAUGUUGUCACAGGUCUUACGUGCAUUGCUGUUGUAGGCAUUGAAGAUCCUGUGAGGCCUGAGGUACCAGAUGCAAUAAGAAAAUGCCAGCGUGCUGGUAUAACUGUACGUAUGGUUACUGGUGACAAUAUUAACACUGCCCGUGCUAUUUCUUUAAAAUGUGGCAUUUUGCAUCCUGGUGAAGAUUUCCUAUGCCUAGAAGGCAAAGAAUUCAAUAGACGAAUACGUAAUGAAAAAGGAGAGAUAGAACAGGAGCGAAUAGACAAAAUUUGGCCAAAGCUUCGUGUGCUUGCAAGGUCUUCCCCUACUGACAAACACACCCUAGUAAAAGGUAUAAUAGACAGUACAGUUUCAGAACAGAGGCAAGUUGUAGCUGUGACUGGUGAUGGAACCAAUGAUGGCCCGGCACUGAAAAAAGCAGAUGUUGGCUUUGCUAUGGGUAUUGCUGGAACAGAUGUUGCUAAAGAAGCUUCUGAUAUCAUUCUUACAGAUGACAACUUCUCAAGCAUUGUUAAAGCAGUUAUGUGGGGACGAAAUGUAUAUGAUAGUAUUUCCAAGUUCCUUCAGUUCCAGCUUACUGUCAAUGUAGUAGCCGUAAUUGUUGCUUUCACAGGAGCAUGUAUUACACAAGAUUCUCCCUUAAAAGCUGUUCAGAUGUUAUGGGUAAACCUUAUCAUGGACACCCUGGCCUCUCUUGCUUUGGCAACGGAACCACCCACAGAAUCUCUCUUGCUUCGAAAACCAUAUGGUAGAAAUAAACCUCUCAUUUCACGCACAAUGAUGAAGAAUAUUCUGGGCCAUGCUUUCUACCAGCUUGUGGUUGUUUUCACACUUCUGUUUGCAGGCGAAAAAAUCUUUGACAUUGACAGUGGAAGAAAUGCACCACUGCAUGCUCCUCCUUCAGAGCACUAUACUCUUGUAUUUAAUACAUUUGUGAUGAUGCAACUCUUUAAUGAAAUAAAUGCCCGAAAAAUUCAUGGUGAAAGAAAUGUAUUUGAAGGAAUUUUCAAUAAUGCUAUCUUCUGUACUAUAGUUCUUGGCACAUUCAUUGUACAGAUAGUUAUAGUGCAGUUUGGUGGAAAGCCUUUCAGUUGCUCAGAACUUACAGUAGAACAAUGGCUAUGGUCAAUUUUUCUAGGAAUGGGAACACUACUUUGGGGCCAGUUGAUAUCAACAAUUCCAACCAGCCAUUUAAAAUUUCUAAAAGAAGCUGGCCAUGGAACACAGAAGGAGGAGAUUCCAGAAGAAGAACUAGCUGAAGAUGUCGAGGAGAUUGAUCAUGCUGAAAGAGAACUCCGACGUGGUCAAAUUUUGUGGUUUAGGGGCCUAAACAGGAUACAAACUCAGAUGGAUGUAGUGAAUGCUUUCCAGAGUGGAACUUCCAUUCAGGGGGCUCUAAGGCGGCAACCUUCCAUCGCCAGCCAGCAUCAUGAUAUCCGAGUGGUGAACGCGUUUCGUAGUUCUUUAUAUGAAGGUUUAGAAAAGCCGGAGUCAAGAAGUUCAAUCCACAACUUUAUGACGCAUCCAGAGUUUAGAAUAGAAGAUUCUGAGACUCAUAUUCCCCUUAUUGAUGAUACUGAUGCUGAAGAUGAUGCACCAACAAAACGCAACUCAACUCCUCUUCCACCCUCUCCCAACAAAAAUAACAAUGCAGUUGACAGUGGAAUUCAUCUUACAACAGACUUGAACAAGUCUGCUACCUCUUCAUCCCCAGGGAGCCCAUUACAUAGUUUGGAAACAUCACUCUGAUUGUAAGCUGAAUGUUUAACACAUUCGCUGCAUUGUAAAGAAACAAAUUGAAACUUGGGUCUUCUACUCAUUUUGAUGGGCAAGAAGGUAUUCUUGUCUUGGACUUCAACAAGAAGAUACACACUUGUAUGAAUGUAGAUUUAUUUUUUUAAAAAAGAGCUUUCUGCCAGACUUGAGGGUGCUUUGGGGAGGGGGGGAGUAAUAAUGAACUCUGACAGAUAAACAGUAACUUGGCAUAAGUGACCUGUGGAUCAUCAGCUGUACUUAAGAAUGGCCCUUGUGAGUGGAUUAAGCAGAGCUUUAGUUUCUCCUUCCUUUUUGAAGGGAGGGCUGGGAAGGGCGAGGGAGCCCUGGAUCACUGAAUUGAUAACUUUAAUUUCUGUUGUUGGCUGUUAAUAAUUUGGAUUAUUUAUGUUUAUAAAUGAUACAGAUCUGUUUACAAGGUUUGUAGAUACUUUUUGUUCCUGUUCAUAGAUGGGAAGCUUCCUUAUAAAUGAUGCAGAAGAAAAAAAUUAGUCCAUCAAAUACUGCUGUAUUUUCAGGAAAAGGGUGUUUCUAUUGAAACUGUACUAAAUUUUUGCCUGCAAUUUACCCUGUUAAAUAUUGUAGAUAAAAUUGCUACUACUAAUAGCCAAAUAGGUGACACUAAUGCUUUGUAAAAACCAUGAGCAGUGGUGUUCUAAUGAAGUUAUGGCCUCUGCCCUAAUUAGUUUCUUAAACAUUUACUACUUAAUGGUUUUGAAACAACUGUUAAAUUUUUAAAAAUUGAGAAACUUGAUGAAUAACUUCUGUUCAAAAUUUAAUAGAGGAUUGUUUAAUGCAGGACAAUGUGAUGGAACUUGCUUGAAAUACUUUUGUUAUCUCAGGCAAAAUGGAUUAAAUCAAAAUACAUCAGAACCUUAGUCCUUUUGGUUUUUGUCUAAACACAGUAGCUUAGUGCUGUCUUGGUGAACUGUGAGUGGAGCUGUUUAUUUUUCUGAUCUAGUAUCCUUACAGCAUGAAGGCUGUUGGCAUUUGGAACAAUAUGAAUAGGUAGCAUACAAGUUUUCUUUUGUUUUGAAAUUCAUUUGUAAAAAUAAAUCGGCCCUUUUUAUUAAAAUAAAUAUGCACCAAUGGUUUUUACAGGACUCGGUCCCUUUACAAUAUGAAGAACUUACAAAUAUUGCUUUAAUUUUGGUGGGUUCAUUUGGGUGGAGAUUUAGUAAAUAUCUUGCAAUUUUCCAUUUUCUCAUUGAUACAAUGGAAGGUUUGCAGUAGGUCAGACUAGGAGACCUUAUCUAGGGCUAAAGGACUUAGUAGCAAAAUUUGUCCUAUAUUUUUACUUGCUUAUUUAAUUUUUAAAAAAUCACUAAUUGGACUUGUAUUCAAACCACUGAUGAUCCUUGUAAACAACUUUCUGGGGGCCAAAAAAGCAAGAAAAUAAUGUUCACACGUGAAGAUCUACAAACUGACUUCUUAAAAGCCGCUGUCUUUACAGUUCAUUCCUCCUUUUUUCUGUCUUUUUAACCUUUUCUCUUCCUAAAGUUACUAGAUACUUUUCUUUUUGCCAAGGGAGUGAAACGAUGAAUAAGAAUGCUAAAGAAACUUAGUUCAAAUAAAUAGUUUGAAAGUACUGCCAAGUGGAAAAGUGAAAGACCAUCCUUAACAGUAGCUCCUUUGUGUACUGAGCCAUGGCUGAAGACACCCAGGGAAUGAUCUUUGUUUAUUUUAAAGUCCUUUUGUAAGAGCUGUGCCUUUCUCACAAGGGAAACUAGAAUGUAUUUUAGCUGCUAAGUUAGGCCUUGACUUGCCCCAGUUGGAGGAGAAAAGUUCUGGGGAAACUAGGUUAACAAAGGAGAUGGGGAUAAUGCACCAUUAAAAUAUUGUUAUGUCCUCUGACACAACAUAUAAUGGUGGAUGCAGCAUGUUCCCACUCCUUACUGCACUUCUGUGACCUCCAGUAUUAACUUUUCAGAGGUCAAAAGGAACUGCUUAGGAAAGGGCAGCACUGGAAAGAUUGCAUCCAUAGAGUGUAGAAUUUAACUCAAGUACCAGACUCUAUUCCAUAGAGGUAACACAUGAUUCAGACACAUAAAAGCCAGUUGUCAAAAGUUUCUACUUAAGAUUGUAGUGAUUGAGCCACACUUCAGUGGGCAAUAAACAAGCCAUCCUUAAGGUUUUUAUGCACUGCGUCUCACUGUCAGCUACUUGCUCUAAUUGGAAAGAAAUGUAUUUUGAGAAACUUAAGCAGAUUUAUAGGUAGGCAAAGAAUGCCUGCAACAUGCUGAAAUUAGUGGAUCUUAAAUGUUGAAACUAUCCAGCUUUGAGAAUCAGUGUGCUAAUACUUUUGUUAAAUUUGAACACAAACUUUCAGGUUUUUUCCUUCUGUCUUAAUGGUAGUCAUGACUGCAUUUGAAUGUCAAAAUCUACUGUGAAUUCUACAUUUCAGACCUUUGGAGGAAACUUAAAUGUAGACUUUUGUGUACAAAAUAUUCUUUUUUAAAAAAUUCUGUUGACCAGCAGUACAUUGAGUCUUAAUAACAAGUGUAAGAGAAACCCAAAAUCAGGAAUACUUGUUCUAACACUUUACUAAUGUGAAAGCAACAGAACAUGGCAUCAUGAAAAAAAUAUCAAAACAAUAACUACUGCUUUUCAAUUGCUGAGCACCCCAUAUUGCUUUUUCUGGUUGUAAGGUGUACUUACCUUGCUCAUUGUAACUUAAAUAAAUAAAUGUGCUGUUUAUCUGUC
Molecule: messenger RNA, 7514 nt
Organism: Heteronotia binoei (common prickly gecko)
Lineage: Eukaryota; Metazoa; Chordata; Lepidosauria; Squamata; Gekkonidae
Gene: ATP2B1
Product: ATPase plasma membrane Ca2+ transporting 1
Exons: 22
Coding region: 1041-4787 (1248 amino acids)
Biological process (GO): regulation of cytosolic calcium ion concentration; calcium ion transmembrane transport
Cellular component (GO): membrane; intracellular membrane-bounded organelle
Molecular function (GO): PDZ domain binding; P-type calcium transporter activity; ATP hydrolysis activity
Source: RefSeq, a predicted model, not a curated record